Dufourea novaeangliae is the source of this 2274-nucleotide messenger RNA. It is a transcript of the gene abs, whose product is annotated as ATP-dependent RNA helicase abstrakt. The transcript is spliced from 11 exons. Gene Ontology annotation, biological process: mRNA splicing, via spliceosome. Gene Ontology annotation, molecular function: ATP binding; RNA binding; RNA helicase activity. Gene Ontology annotation, cellular component: spliceosomal complex. The record is from RefSeq and is a predicted model, not a curated record. Bases 260 to 2137 code for a protein of 625 amino acids. Lineage: Eukaryota; Metazoa; Arthropoda; Insecta; Hymenoptera; Halictidae.
UGUUCGUUUUAACACGUUCCGAAAGAAGCGCGUAUUGUCGACAUACAGGUGAAAAAUAUUCCUUGUAACCGAUAUUUAUACAACACGUACGGAAUAACGAUAAAUUUUAAUGAGAUAACCGUAUCGUGAUUAUCGUCCUACGACGCAGGUUACAGAAGAUAUUUGCCAAUUAUUAUUGUUCGAAAUAAUGAAUGGAUAAGUAAAUAAUCAGUGUGAAUUAUUCUCAGACUACGAAGUAUUCUUUAAGAAAUUCGCAACAAUGGCACAAGAAAAAGAUGAGAUACAUCGAAAGAGAUACAGAUGGGGAGAGGGAAGGGGGAACAGUCCUCUGGAUGUAGAUGAUGAUUAUGUUCCCUAUGUACCAGUUAAAGAGCGCAAGAAACAGCGAUUGGCCAAGCUUGGCAAGCUUGGACAACUUAAGGACGAAGCUGCUGCUGGAUUCAUUGGGAAAAGUAGCAGUGAGAAUGAGAGAGACGAUGCAGAUGACGAUGAUGGACAAGUAUGGGGAAGAAAAUCCAAUAUUUCUCUUUUGGAUCAGCACACUGAAUUAAAAAAGCUAGCAGAAGCCAAGAAAGAAAGUGCUAUGGAGAAGCAGUUAAAAGAGGAAGAGAAGAUUUUAGAGAGUGUGGCAGAAAACAAAGCUUUAAUGGGUGUGGCAGAAUUAGCCAAGGGUAUUCAAUACGAAGAUCCAAUAAAAACCAGUUGGAAACCUCCAAGAGCAGUAUUUACUCUUGGUGAAGCAAGGCACGAAAGAGUUAGAAGGAAGCUCAGAAUUCUGGUGGAAGGAGAUGAUGUUCCACCACCUUUGAAAAGUUUUAAAGAGAUGAAAUUCCACAGAGGGAUUUUAAACGGUUUAGAACAGAAGGGCAUUAUUAAACCCACUCCAAUUCAAGUUCAGGGUAUACCCACAGUAUUGUCUGGUCGUGAUAUGAUUGGAAUUGCAUUCACUGGUAGUGGAAAGACAUUGGUAUUUGUUUUACCUCUUAUAAUGUUCUGCUUGGAACAGGAAGUGGCUAUGCCAUUUAUAAGGAAUGAAGGACCAUAUGGUUUAGUUAUCUGUCCAUCACGGGAGUUGGCGAAACAAACAUAUGAUAUUAUUAGGCAUUACACAAGUAGUUUACGUCAAUCAGGCUGUCCUGAAAUUCGCAGCUGCCUAGCUAUUGGUGGUGUGCCUGUAUCAGAAUCGUUAGAAGUAAUUAACAAAGGUGUACACAUCAUGGUAGCAACUCCUGGACGAUUGAUGGACAUGCUAGACAAGAAAAUGGUAAAACUGAGUGUGUGUCGUUACCUAUGCAUGGAUGAAGCCGAUCGUAUGAUCGACAUGGGUUUUGAAGAGGAUGUGCGAACAAUAUUCUCGUUCUUCAGGGGUCAGAGACAAACAUUACUGUUUUCCGCGACUAUGCCAAAAAAGAUUCAAAAUUUUGCUCGGUCCGCCUUGGUAAAGCCUGUGACGAUCAACGUAGGCCGAGCGGGUGCUGCAUCUAUGAACGUGGUGCAAGAAGUUGAAUACGUCAAACAAGAAGCUAAAAUCGUGUACCUUUUGGAGUGUCUACAAAAGACCACACCACCAGUACUUAUAUUUGCUGAGAAGAAACAAGAUGUAGAUGCUAUUCAUGAAUAUUUACUGUUGAAAGGUGUGGAGGCCGUAGCAAUACACGGCGGAAAAGAUCAGGAAGAAAGAUCACGUUCCGUGGAAGCUUUCCGCGAAGGUCGAAAGGAUGUAUUAGUUGCAACCGAUGUUGCAUCUAAAGGUCUUGACUUCGCCGAUGUGCAACACGUGAUAAAUUACGAUAUGCCCGACGACGUGGAAAAUUAUGUACAUAGAAUCGGAAGAACUGGUCGUUCUGGGCGCACCGGUAUAGCGACAACAUUCAUCAACAAAGCAAACGAUGAGUCCGUGUUGCUUGACUUGAAACACUUGCUCAUGGAGGCGAAACAAAAGGUUCCACCGUUCUUGUUGGAGCUUUGUUCCGAGAACGAGAAGUACCUCAACCUUGGAGACGAACGUGGGUGCAGCUAUUGCGGUGGUCUUGGCCACAGAAUCACCGAGUGCCCGAAACUGGAAGCCAUCCAAAACAAACAGGCGUCCAAUAUUGGGCGUCGCGAUUAUUUGGCCAGCAAUGCGGCCGACUAUUAAAUGUUUCAUUUAAAACUAAAACAAUUUGUAUAUAUAUUUCUAAAAUAACGUUAUACAUCUUUUACGGAAUAUUGCAAAUUUGUAAAUAGUUUCGUACCGUUUGUAUCGAUAGUAAGUCAAUAAAAUGUAACGUAAGC